UAGGAAUUAUGUCGUAUGUAGGGCCUUCUAGUUCUGCCCCAGGAAGCACCACAAAGAUAAAAGUUUCAAUUAGUCCAGUUGGAGAGAUUACUGGAGAUAACAAAAAUCAAUUCACCUCAUUUCUAGGAAAUGUGGUCAGGACUCAUUGUCCAAUUGCAUACAAAGACUGGCGGCUUGUGUCAGAUACCAUCAAGGAUAAUGUUUGGUCAACUGUUUUGGCCAAAUAUGAUGUUGACGACAGUGAUAGCUGUAAAACUGCCAUAAUUAAGCGUGCUAAUGAUAUGUGGAAGGACUGGAAGAACCGAUUACGAGGAACUGUCCUGGAUAUGUAUGAUAAUGAUGGAGAGAGGAAAAAAAAUUGCCCUAAUGGCAUAAAGCUAGAAGAUUGGGUCAAAUUCGUUGAUUACGAAUCUACAGAAGAGGUAAAGUCUCGUCGUGGAAAGGGAAAGGAAUCCAGAAGCGAAAUGAAGUUCCCUCACACGACUGGGCGACGGGGAUCUGCUAGGACGGCAGAGUUGAUUGUAAGUUUUUAA
Molecule: messenger RNA, 533 nt
Organism: Magnolia sinica
Lineage: Eukaryota; Viridiplantae; Streptophyta; Magnoliopsida; Magnoliales; Magnoliaceae
Exons: 2
Coding region: 9-533 (174 amino acids)
Source: RefSeq, a predicted model, not a curated record